CAGCUCCCCCCUCUCGCUUCGCGCUCGCCCCCAGAGUCCCCUCCCUUCCCUGUUGCUUUUGUCUGGAGGGCGUUCUGGGUUUGUGUGUGUAUGAGCGUGUGUGUUUUUGGAUUUCAGACUAAUUUUCUGGAGUUUCUGCCCCUGCUCUGCGUCAGCCCUCACGUCACUUCGCCAGCAGUAGCAGAGGCGGCGACGGCGGCGGCGGCGGCGGCUCUCGGAAUUGGGUUGGAGCAGGAGCCUCGCUCGCUCCUUCGCUCACGCUCUCCGCGCUCAUUCCCGGCGGCCGCGGGAAAGCCUGGAUCUAGGCGCCGCCGGCGGCCGUGAGGCGCCGGAGCCCGGGUGAGCAGUGCCGACAGUGCCUUCCGUCGCCUCGGCUCUCGCCGUCCUCCCCUGGGCGGCCGCAGCUGCUCCCCAGCCCAGAGGUGUGUUUCGGAACCCCGCUCGCGCCAAGGGAAGAGCCUGCGCCCGCAACCAGUCCUGGGAGUACCGCGGGCCGGUGCCCCGCACAGCCCAGCCAUGCAGCGGCGACCACGGUGGAGCUCGGAGCGGCGGUAGCGCCCCCUGGGAAGCGGCCUGCGAUGCCCCUGCCACUGUGAACGGUGCCGCCCGCGCCGACACUCUUGAAGCCCUGCUACACUCGGCCUUGGCCACGCUCAACUCAGCGCACCCGCAUCACGCAUCCAAGAGUCCGGGAGAGCGAACGGCGAGCGCGGGAGAAGGCCUCCCCGCACCGGCGCGGGGAAGCCUACCGGCGCAGUUUGGGAACACACACUUGGGCUGCCACUGGUGGCUGGGGAUGUCGUCCUGGACGAGGUGGCAUGGACCCGCCAUGGCGCGGCUCUGGGGCUUCUGCUGGCUGGCGGUGGGCUUCUGGAGGGCCGCUGUAGCCUGUCCCACGUCUUGCAAAUGUAGUGCCUCUCGGAUCUGGUGCAGCGACCCUUCUCCCGGCAUCGUGGCGUUUCCCAGGUUGGAGCCUGCCAGUGCAGAUCCUGAGAACAUUACCGAAAUCUUCAUUGCAAAUCAGAAAAGGUUAGAAAUCAUCAAUGAGGAUGAUGUUGAGGCUUACGUGGGACUGAAAAAUCUGACUAUUGUGGAUUCCGGUUUAAAAUUUGUGGCUUACAAGGCGUUUCUGAAAAACAGCAACCUGCAGCAUAUAAAUUUUACCCGAAAUAAGCUGACAAGUUUAUCUAGAAAACAUUUCCGUCACCUUGACUUAGCUGAGCUGAUCCUGGUGGGCAAUCCGUUUACGUGCUCCUGUGACAUUGUGUGGAUCAAGACUCUCCAAGAGGCCAAAUCCAGUCCAGACACUCAGGAUUUGUACUGCCUGAAUGAAAGCAGCAAGAAUAUUCCCCUGGCAAACCUGCAGAUACCCAAUUGUGGUUUGCCGUCUGCCAGUUUGGCUGCAUCCAAUCUCACUGUGGAGGAAGGGAAGUCUAUCACAUUGUCUUGCAGCGUGACAGGCGAUCCAGUUCCUAAUUUGUACUGGGAUGUCGGUAAUCUGGUUUCCAAACACAUGAAUGAAACAAGCCACACACAGGGCUCUUUAAGGAUCACUAACAUUUCAUCUGAUGACAGUGGAAAGCAAAUCUCUUGUGUAGCAGAAAACCUUGUAGGAGAAGAUCAAGAUUCUGUCAACCUCACUGUGCACUUUGCACCAACUAUCACAUUUCUCGAAUCUCCAACCUCAGACCACCACUGGUGCAUUCCAUUCACUGUGAAAGGCAAUCCCAAACCAGCGCUGCAGUGGUUCUAUAACGGGGCAAUCUUGAAUGAGUCCAAAUACAUCUGCACUAAAAUACAUGUUACCAAUCAUACGGAGUACCACGGAUGCCUCCAGCUGGACAACCCUACCCACAUGAACAAUGGGGACUACACUCUGAUAGCCAAGAAUGAAUAUGGGAAGGAUGAGAGACAGAUUUCUGCUCACUUCAUGGGCUGGCCUGGAACUGAGGAAGAUGCAAACCUGAUGUAUCCUGAUGUAAUUUACACAGAUUAUGGGACUGCAGCCAAUGAUAUUGGGGACACCACAAACAGAAGUAGUGAAAUCCCUCCCACAGGCAUUAUUGAUGACACAGGUCGAGAACAUCUUUCGGUCUAUGCUGUGGUGGUAAUUGCAUCUGUGGUAGGAUUUUGUCUGGUGGUAAUGCUGUUUCUGCUUAAGUUGGCAAGACACUCCAAGUUUGGCAUGAAAGGCCCAGCUUCUGUUAUCAGCAAUGAUGAUGACUCUGCCAGCCCACUACAUCACAUCUCCAACGGGAGUAACACUCCUUCCUCUUCAGAGGGCGGCCCCGAUGCCGUCAUUAUUGGAAUGACCAAGAUCCCUGUCAUUGAAAAUCCCCAGUACUUUGGCAUCACCAACAGUCAGCUUAAGCCAGACACAUUUGUUCAGCACAUCAAGCGGCAUAACAUUGUUCUGAAAAGGGAGCUAGGAGAAGGAGCCUUUGGAAAAGUUUUCCUAGCUGAAUGUUAUAACCUCUGUCCUGAGCAGGACAAGAUCUUGGUGGCAGUAAAGACACUGAAGGACGCCAGCGACAACGCACGCAAGGACUUUCACCGAGAGGCCGAGCUGCUGACCAACCUCCAGCACGAACAUAUCGUCAAGUUCUAUGGCGUCUGUGUGGAGGGCGACCCGCUCAUCAUGGUCUUCGAGUACAUGAAGCACGGGGAUCUCAACAAGUUCCUCAGGGCACAUGGGCCGGACGCCGUGCUGAUGGCCGAGGGCACACCGCCCACGGAGCUGACACAGUCGCAGAUGUUGCACAUAGCGCAGCAGAUCGCCGCUGGCAUGGUCUACCUGGCGUCCCAGCACUUUGUGCACCGCGACCUGGCCACCCGCAACUGCCUGGUCGGGGAGAACCUGCUAGUGAAAAUUGGGGAUUUCGGGAUGUCCCGAGACGUGUACAGCACCGACUACUACAGGGUGAGUAGGCCUUCGGGAAAUAGUUUUUGCAUCUGGAAGUGCCAGGUCGGUGGCCACACAAUGCUGCCCAUCCGCUGGAUGCCUCCAGAGAGCAUCAUGUACAGAAAAUUCACCACAGAGAGUGACGUGUGGAGCCUGGGGGUCGUGUUGUGGGAGAUCUUCACCUAUGGCAAACAGCCCUGGUACCAGCUGUCAAAUAAUGAGGUGAUAGAAUGCAUCACUCAGGGCCGAGUUCUGCAGCGACCUCGCACCUGCCCCCAGGAGGUGUAUGAGCUGAUGCUGGGGUGCUGGCAACGAGAGCCCCAUAUGAGAAAGAGCAUCAAGGGCAUCCACACCCUCCUCCAGAACUUGGCCAAGGCAUCUCCAGUUUACCUGGAUAUACUAGGCUAGAGCCCUUUCCCACCCAAGACCGACCCUUCCCGACACACUCCUCAGAUGGGCCGAAAGGAUGAACAUCUUUCAACUGCCGCUGGUUGCCAUCCAAUUGCUGUCCUUCAUGCUGACAGUACUUGCAACAAAGACCCGAGAAGCUUUCAGAGGGAAGCAAUGUGGACUUCUCCAUCCAUAAACACAGUAUUGACUUUUUAUUGUUCUCUCUCUCUCCACCUCCCUUUGUUUGCUCCUUUCUCUUUUCUUUUUUUAUUCCCCACUCUCAUUCUCCUGAUCUUCCCCGCUUCACAGUUCAUCCCCUUUCUUUUUAAUCAAUCUGGCUUCUGCAUUACUAUUAACUCUGCAUAGACAAAGGCCUUAACAAACCCAAUUUGUUAUAUCAGCAGACACUCCAGUUUGCCCACCACAACUAACAAUGCCUUGUUGUAUUCCUGCCUUUGAUGUGGAUGAAAAAAGGGAAAACUAAUAUUUGACUUAAACUUUGUUUCUUCUGCCGUAUAGACAUUGAGAGUUUCUAUGGAUUCACUUCUAUUUAUUUAUUUAUUUAUUUAUUAUUACUGUUCUUAUUGUUUUUGGAUGACUUAAUGCUUGAGUAUGAAAAGAGAGACUGGUGUUUGAUCUGGGGAAGCCUUUUUCUACAGGAGAUGUAAAAGCAGAGUGAAAGGGGAUUUGUGACCAACUGCAGUGUGGGAGGAACAAAGACAACCUUUGGGAUCAGCUGGCAUCAGUCCCUACUUAGAAAAAUCCAGGCCCCCGUUCUCUGGGAGAAAUGUAUCCGGCACCAUCCCUUGAGGACCUCUCUGAGGAGUCAAAGACAGUUGA
This is a messenger RNA of Ochotona princeps (American pika), 4132 nucleotides long. RefSeq names its product neurotrophic receptor tyrosine kinase 2 (gene NTRK2). Gene Ontology annotation, cellular component: signaling receptor complex; axon; plasma membrane. The record is from RefSeq and is a predicted model, not a curated record. Gene Ontology annotation, biological process: cell surface receptor protein tyrosine kinase signaling pathway; positive regulation of kinase activity; regulation of phosphatidylinositol 3-kinase/protein kinase B signal transduction. Lineage: Eukaryota; Metazoa; Chordata; Mammalia; Lagomorpha; Ochotonidae. The coding region runs from base 797 to 3310 and encodes 837 amino acids. The transcript has 21 exons. Gene Ontology annotation, molecular function: ATP binding; brain-derived neurotrophic factor binding; brain-derived neurotrophic factor receptor activity.